CUUAACGCAAAAUGUAUGCGGAACUCCACAUCCGAUGACUCCACGCACUCACGUUGCAGCUCUCAAGCGACUCAACACAAUCUUGAAGCACUACCGGUUAAAGGUGAUACCAAAUGACAUUCUGAAGACACUGCAACACACAGUGUAUGGAUCGCCAAAGAAGCGAUGGUGGAAGCCGUGGAAGAAGGGAGAGAACAAGUUUGAGAACGCACCUUCCUCUAUACUUAAAUCCCCCCAUGGUACGCUCUGUGGACUUCGCCUCUGUUUCGCGUGAUACAGGGGCGAAUCCGGUCAAUGCCAGGCGAUUACCUAUUAUAGUUCAUGAAUGCGUCAAGUUCAUUAGAACACAUGGACUUAAAACUACAGGCAUUUUUCGCGUCAACGGAUCCGAACGCCGUAUGGCGCAGCUUGCUGUUCAUUUUGAUUCCCCACCUACAUACGGCCUUGGAAGCUCAUUCGAAGGAUACACGGUAUACGACGUAGCAGAUUUUCUUAAAAAAUAUCUCCGAGGUGUACCUGAACCCCUGUUCACGACUGAAUUAUACCCACAAUUUCUAAAGUGUCUAGAUGUUCCCGCCGAAGGGGGCACCCGAAUUCGAGCCUUCCGGCUGUUAUUGCUACUUUUGCCCCCUACUCACCUAGUACUGUUGGAAACUUUACUGGAACUCUUUGGACUGAUAGUGCAGCAUUCAGCGGCGAACCAAAUGAGUGCUCACUCACUGGCUAGGAUUUUCUCCCCGAACGUCCUUCGUCCAAAGGGUCAAAAGCAACCACUCGAAGAAUAUGAACGAUGCUCCUGCGUGAUGGAACUCUUGAUUGAUCAUUGGGAUCACUUCAUUGUCACACCUUGUACGGUUCGACCCUUUCAAAUGCUCGACUUGACUUACGCUAGUGUGAGGGAGUUUUUGGGGAUCUCGAACUUGGACGGGUUUCCCGGGAUACCGCAAAUGUCAGGGCAAACGCUAAAUGAGAAUGGGUUUUCAACUACACCGUCAAUUGAAAAUGAAGAAGCGGAAAACUCGAUUGGCAAGGGUGCUGUCGAUAGCAAGCGGAUGGUGGCUGUUGACACUGCGCCAAAUAUACCUCUUGCGAAAGCCGUGGACUCAGAUUGUGAUUCGGGGAUAGUUUCAGAAUCUGGAACGGUAAACAUAACGCUGGUCCGAAGGGUUCGAACGGCUCCGACAAAGCGCACUCGAGGCGUCCCAGAGAACGUUACAGCAGACCCUAAGCAGAACGCGGUGCUGCGGAACAUUCCUGAAGACCGCUCGUCGGUUGUAGUAUUUCCUGGUCGGCCACCCAAAAAACUGCGAGGAAUAGGGUCAAUGACACAUCUUCGACGAAGGACGCUCGCGACCGACCCAUCUUCAUUAUUUGCAGAUCCGGGCGACGAUAGUAGCAACAAUCAGGCCCAGGAACUGGAGAUGCUCCGUAGAGCAAACGAGGAGCUAACAGCACACUUAGAGGCUGUUUUGUCUCAUAUUUAGUACACUCCGGGAGCGUAGAAUAUUCCUAGUAUCUUUUAUUUCUGUCAUAUUUGUUUACUUCUUAACGUGUAGUAUAGUGGUGAUGUAGAAAAAUGGGUAGGUGGAUGUGCAUCUGGAGCAGAGCCAUGCUUUGCGUGCAUAGAUCGCUAUGAUUGUUGCGACAAAAAUACAGCAUGUCAGAUUCUAUACAUAUCCGACGGGGG
Molecule: messenger RNA, 1687 nt
Organism: Spizellomyces punctatus DAOM BR117
Lineage: Eukaryota; Fungi; Chytridiomycota; Chytridiomycetes; Spizellomycetales; Spizellomycetaceae
Exons: 7
Coding region: 147-1484 (445 amino acids)
Biological process (GO): activation of GTPase activity; signal transduction
Molecular function (GO): GTPase activator activity
Source: RefSeq, a predicted model, not a curated record